AUAUACGACUAGACUGAAGCGAACUUGAAGUAAACACAGUGUCCUGACAACCACUCGGGAGCUUUCCGGAAUCGGGGCAAGCCCUGCCCCUGCAUCGGAGGCUCUACGGAGGACCGAUGCCAUCGGCAACAACGCAAUUUUCUGCAGCUACAGUAGUAGUAGCUUUAUUGACGGCGAGGAAGUGCAGAUCGAGUCAGCAUUCAUUCAUAUUAAUUGCUUGCCUGCUUGUCUCCGAACUGAAGUCUUUCUUCUUAUAAAUGAGUAUCCAGAUUCCAGGUGCUAACGCCAUUUUGCGCCCCUCACCUGCGCUCACGCCAACACUCUCCCACCAACCCCUCCAGUCCAGAGAAGAAUCAAAAUUUCCCUCACACCGCUCUCCUUCUCUCCUCAACAUCUCCUCCUUCCCCUCAUAUCCUCCCCAGAAUCACUCCAGAGGGAUUUUCCACUGCUACACUUCAUUGCUUCUACUCGUUGCAAUAGAAUCACAUAUCUACCCCUCUUCCGAAUACCGGAACGAACCGACUUCAAAGCACGCUGUCGUUCGUGUUGGUUGAGUCUUACAUCAAUUUCUCCGUUCGACUCUUUGUUUCUUCACAACCGCCAACAUGGUUCAAUCAUCCGUUCUCGGUUUCCCCCGCAUGGGUGUUCUCCGUGACCUGAAGAAGGCAACUGAGGCAUACUGGGGCGGCAAGCUCUCCCAAGCUGACCUCCUCGCUGAGGCCAAGAGACUUCGUCUUGCACACUGGAAGAUCCAGAAGGAUGCCGGCGUCGAUAUCGUUCCCAGCAAUGACUUUGCUCUCUACGAUCAAGUUCUCCACCAGAUUCAGGACUUUGGUGCCGUCCCACCCAGAUAUACCAAAUACCAGCUCGACCCUAUCGAUGAAUACUUCGCUAUGGGCCGUGGUCUCCAGCGUGAGGGUGUUGAUGUUCCCAGUUUGGAGAUGGUGAAGUGGUUCGACUCGAACUACCACUAUGUCAAGCCAACCCUACAAGACAACCAGGAGUUCAAGCUCACUGCCAACCCAAAGGCAGUUGUUGAGUUCCUUGAGGCCAAGGAGGCUGGUAUCACCACCCGCCCAGUCCUUGUCGGCCCUGUCUCUUUCCUCCAACUCGGAAAGGCCGACCGUGACCAAACAGUCGACCCCAUCGACCUCCUCGAGAAGCUUCUCCCAGUUUACGAGGAGCUCCUCACCAAGUUGAAGGCUGCCGGUGCUGAGACUGUCCAGAUCGAUGAGCCAACUCUCGUUCAGGAUCUCCCAGCCAAGACCAAGGCUGCUUUCAAGCCAACCUACGAGAAGCUCGCUGCUCUCGGUGACAAGAUCCCCAAACUUGUCUUCGCCACCUACUUCGGUGAUAUCGUCCACAACAUCGAGGCCGUCCCCAAGGACAUCUACGCUGUUCACGUUGACUUGGUCCGAAACCCAGAGCAAUUGAGCACCGUCAUCUCUGCUCUUGGCCCAAAGACUGUCCUCUCCGCAGGUGUUGUCGAUGGCCGAAACAUCUGGAAGACCAACCUCAAGCGUGCUAUUGAGACCGUUGAGACCGCCAUCCAGAAGCUCGGAAAGGAGCGUGUCAUCGUUGCCACCUCCAGCUCCCUUCUCCACACCCCACACACUCUCGCCAGCGAGAAGAAGCUUGACCCAGAGGUCGCUGACUGGUUCUCCUUCGCUGUUGAGAAGGCCUCCGAGGUUGCCGUUAUCGCCAAGGCUGUCACUGAGGGCCCAGCUGCCGUCCGUGAGCAACUCGAGGCUAACGCCAAGUCUAUGCAAUCCCGUGCUUCUUCCACACGCACCAACGACCCCAAGGUCAAGGAGCGUCAAUCCAAGAUUACCCCAGAGAUGUACAACAGACUGUCCGAGUUCCCCACCCGUAUUGCUGCUCAGCAAAAGUCCCUUGACCUUCCUCUUUUCCCAACCACCACCAUCGGUUCCUUCCCCCAGACCAAGGAGAUCCGUAUCCAACGUAACAGGUUUACCAAGGGCGAGAUCACUGCUGAGGAGUACGAGAAGUUCAUCGAGAAGGAGAUCCAAGAUGUCGUCAAGAUCCAAGAGGAGCUUGACCUUGACGUCUACGUUCACGGUGAGCCUGAGCGUAACGACAUGGUGCAAUACUUCGGUGAGCGCCUUGAUGGCUAUGCCUUCACCACCCACGCCUGGGUUCAAUCUUACGGAUCCCGUUGCGUUCGUCCACCUAUCGUUGUCGGUGACAUCUCCCGCCCAGCACCAAUGACCGUCAAGGAGUCCAAGUAUGCUGUCUCCAUCUCCAAGAAGCCAAUGAAGGGCAUGUUGACUGGUCCAAUCACCUGUCUCCGAUGGUCUUUCCCUCGUGAUGAUGUUCACCAGUCCGUCCAGGCUGAGCAACUUGCUCUUGCUCUCCGUGAUGAGGUUGUUGACCUUGAGGCUGCUGGUAUCUUCGUCAUCCAAGUCGAUGAGCCUGCUCUCCGUGAGGGUCUUCCCCUCCGCGCCGGAAAGGAGCGUGAAGCCUACCUCGACUGGGCUGUCAAGUCUUUCCGUCUCUCCGUCUCUGGUGUCCAGGACUCCACCCAGAUCCACUCCCACUUCUGCUACUCCGAGUUCCAAGACUUCUUCCACGCCAUCGCCGCCCUCGAUGCCGAUGUUCUCUCCAUCGAGAACAGCAAGUCUGACGCCAAGCUCCUCAAGGUCUUCGUCGAUGAGGCUUACCCCCGCCACAUCGGUCCAGGUGUCUAUGACAUUCACUCUCCUCGUGUCCCAAGCGAACAGGAGAUCAAGGACCGGAUCGAGGAGAUGUUGCAAUACCUCAAGCCAGAGCAACUCUGGAUCGAUCCUGACUGUGGUCUGAAGACCCGCCAAUGGUCGGAGACAAAGGCCGCCUUGACCAACAUGGUCAACGCCGCCAAGUUCUACCGCCAGAAGUAUGCCAAGUAGAGCAUUCUUCUCUCCAACCCUUUUCUUUUCUUCUUGGUGUAGUUUGGGGCAUGAGCGAUGAUGAUAUUACGAAAUUUUGUAGUCUGAAAGUUUUUGAAGCCAAGCAGUGGAGACGAUCUCAACAUCGGCGUUUCUGGCAGGGCAUUAAAGACAAAAGCUACUUCGUGUUUUCGUUUUCUUUUUGAAAAAUCUAACUUGGAGGGCGAGCGUGCGCUUUUUUCAACAGCAUCGGGUAGUGAUGAUCCAUCAACCGGACAUCUACAAAUGGCGUACAAAUUUGCAAAGGAUAUUAUUGGAGCUCUGGAAAUGGUGGGGCUGUAGAUGGAUGGAUGGAUGGAUGUGUAUUCUCUCGUGUACGAGAGGAUGAUAGAUGAUUAGAAAAGUAGAAAAUAUACCCUCUUCAACCGGGAAUUUGGAUGUCUUCUUCCAACUUGAUACUUGAUUGAUUGAUUGAUUGAUUGAUUGAUUGAUUGAUUGAUUG
Cadophora gregata is the source of this 3387-nucleotide messenger RNA. It is a transcript of the gene MET6, whose product is annotated as methionine-synthesizing 5- methyltetrahydropteroyltriglutamate--homocysteine methyltransferase. Bases 606 to 2906 code for a protein of 766 amino acids. Gene Ontology annotation, molecular function: 5-methyltetrahydropteroyltriglutamate-homocysteine S-methyltransferase activity; zinc ion binding. The record is from RefSeq and is a predicted model, not a curated record. NCBI's taxonomy places the organism in Eukaryota, Fungi, Ascomycota, Leotiomycetes, Helotiales, Ploettnerulaceae. The transcript is spliced from 4 exons.